AUGGCUGACUCUGGCAGAUCAAAGUUCCCACGGCUGGACGAGCCUACGAGCGACUUGGGGCGCUUGUAUGAGCGGGCAUUGAGUGAGGCAAGUGUGCAGCUUGCGGGUCAGGCUACCUUGAAGUUACCCUGGGAGAAGGGCAUUUAUGCCGAGAUUUUCAGUGGUAGCGAGCUACCUAGGAUGCCUACCUUACCUGUGCCUGCUACACUUCCAGUCGUAGAUGUUGCAAGACCUGGGACCCAGCACAGCGAAGCCUUGAAGCAGACAUCAGAUCCUCUGCCAAAAUUCGAGAGUGCAGUCUACAAGCACUGUCUGCAUAAAUCAACUAUUGCUGCUGGCGGGAGACCCGGGACAGAUCGAGAUGCCGUCUACAGGCGCUGGCUUUGUAUCUUGGGCCACAAUCUUGCUGGCUCUAAGAUUGGAGAGUACAUUGCUGAUGGUGCCGAAGACCCUCUUGUUUUGAUUGCUGACACCUUUGGAGGGAAAAGUACGAGCACCUUGCUUAAGAGAGCCAGGUUUGUCGCCCGGAUGCUUACGUGGGCGUCUGAGCAUAGUCAGACGUUUUUUCCGCUGCGGCUUGGACCAUUGCUUUCAUUCAUGCGCAGUUUGGCAUCAGAGAGUGCCAAGGCCCAGUGUGGAGAGACAAUCAAUUUCCUUGUGCAUGUCCUUGGUGUGUAUGCCGAUCUGGAUAUUUUGAAGCAUCCUGUAAUCCAAGGGCUUCUACGGGGGUCUCGGUCAACAGGGAAAGAGAUCAAGCAGUCCAGGGUACUCACUGUCCGGGAAGUUAUGGCGCUCGAAGAUAUGCUCAGUGAUGCAUCCCUUGAUCCUGUUGAUCGAUAUGGUGCAGGAGUUUUUCUCUUCCAGAUUUACAGCCGGGCACGAGUGUCCGACAUCAGGAACAUCCAUCGCUUUGAGCUCGACCUGAGUGGAGAUGACGGAUACCUUGAGGCGAAAACGAUGGACCACAAGAAUGCGACCAGAGGACGUGGGCUGGGGCAGAGCUUGAUUCUCGUUGCUCCGGUUCAGGGCCUGCGGGAUAAGGCGUGGGGUAUCCAGUUCAUCGAGGUUGCAAAGAUGGGUCAGUGGUCAGGGGAGGCGAUCGGGUCUGAUGAGACUACAUCGUGGCUCAACGGUCUGUUGAAUCGCGCUAUGAGUGAGCAGAUUGCGUCAGGGCUAACAUCCCAUGGAUUAAAGGCAACAACCCUUUCCUGGAUGACGAAGGCCGGGUAUCCCGAAAAGUCUUGCCUCAUUUUGGGACAUCACGCGAGAGCGGGGAAGAAAACUCUUUACACAUACGGCAGAGACGUGCAAGCCAAACCAUUACGUGAACUACAAGAUUGCAUUCGUCUCAUCAAGCGUAAUAUGUUUGCUCCGGACUCGACUCGAAGUGGCAUGUUCAAAUCAGGCGAGAGCGGUCAUGAAUCAAAGGCUGAGGUUACAGAUCCUCUCAUUCUCGCUGCUGAACAGUUCCGGUUUGGCGAUCCUGAUGAAAUCAUUGACACUGGAGGCGAUGUCGGCAGUGAACACGAGCCCUUGCUCGAGGAAGGAAAGCCGGCUGACAAUUGUGAUGCUGAGCCUGAGCAGGAUGCUGAGGAUUCCGACUCGAGUACCUCUAGUUCUUCAGGUUCCUCUGAUGACCAUGCCGAAGCUUAUGAGAGUUUCGCCAGUGAUGCUGCCCUUGAUUGUGCUGUGCCCCACUUAAACAAAGAGGUGGACUUGGAUGUUUUCCAGAACCCCAAAACUCUUUCCCUCCAUACCCGGGCGAAGGGUUCCGAUGGCCCACUUAUGUGUGGCCGCAAAGCUGAGGGAAUGAAGAUUUUUACAAGUAGGGUAUACAGCAAGUUUUGGAUGUGUAAGCAGUGUGAGCAGGCUCGACCGCUCAGGGACACGAAAGCUGUCGUUGCAUACCUGAGCAAAGACCUAGUGGUCUUCAUUGAGGAUGGCGAGGGCUGUGGGUUGGGCGAGGGCUUCGGGCCUGCACAGCACAUUGUGCUUGCGCUCGCAGUUUACUAUCGUCUACUUUGUGAUGGGCUGGGCGAGGGCUUCGGGCCUGCACUGCACUUUGACGAGUGCAACCACAUGACAGGAAUCCUUGACUGGCGUGAGUACCGAAUUGAGCCCAAAAGGUGUGUGGAACGUGGUGAUGACACGUUGGCCGUGUUCUUGGAAAGAUGUGAGACGGCCGGAUUGCCAACGCCGAUUCGGGACAUCUUGGUUGGCAAGAAUCUCAGUACCUUGGCAGGUCUCGCAUUUGCAGCGGGGCAGCCGGGGGAAACACCGAGUGAUGCAGCGCUUACCGGCCUGGCGAGAUCCGGCACGGAGGAAGUUCCAAUAGCGACCCUAGCCUCCUUGAGGCGGUUGGUGUUUGAAGCGCAGCUCCUCAUGACCGCGCAGGUGAAGAUGCUGAUCGAGCAUCGUGCCGAUGACCAAAAGGCGGAAUUAGCACCCGCAGAAAGAUCGGAGCGAAUCCAGAAGCAGAGCGAGCGCCUGGCCGGUGUUGCACUCCGCAACGAGUCAGAGUGCUCCUAUGGGUCAUACGAUUUGGUCAUGAAGAUGGUCCAGGAGAACUGUGUCUCCUACUUGUCUCCAGCUAGGUUUCCGUCUCGGCAGGCCGAACUUCGUCUGGAGAAACCUCGAAAGGAGCUUGAUGUGGUCAACUCAAAAAUCACUUUGAAGGACCAGGCAGUCGAUCUUCAAUGCCAGCUUCACACGCCGCUGUGCCUGCAUCAUGCUCUUCAUCGACGGGCACUUGCAAUGGAUCUCGUUGGGGUAGCCAGCUACAGUGUGAGCAUGGAAUUUCACGAGUACUUGAUGUCACACCUUACCAUGGAGCCACCGCCUGGCUAUCAUCAAGUCACACUGCAUCAGGUUCUAGCAGCUGACCGAGCCGCUUGGUUGCGACUCGCGGAGAAACUUCCUAAAGGGCUUCGUGCUGGUCCCGAUGGGAAACUCCCGCUGGAUAUCGAGCUCCCGAAAUUGCAGGGCGACCCGAAAGUGGCUUUUCAUCUCUUACCUCUGGGACCUUCUGCUUCAUCAUCCGGGAAGCGUUCGAUGGAUGGCGACCAGGGCCAGAACAACGAUUCGAAGAUCCAAAGGACUGGAGGCAAGGGUAAAGGGAAGGGCAAAACCAAAACUAAAGCCUUUCCUAAGUCUAUGCCUGUGUCCCUCAAAGACAAGUGGUCGCGAACCAAACGCGGUGUUCCGAUAUGCUGGGCCUUCAACACGGAAGAGGGCUGUAGCUCAGCUCCAGCUGGAGGCAGAUGCCCGAGGGGUGUCCACCUUUGCGCUGAACCUAACUGUCAAAAACCCCACUCGAUCGUCAAUCAUGCAAAGGUUGCCAGUGGGUGA
Messenger RNA from Symbiodinium sp. CCMP2592, 3348 nucleotides. The record is from the annotation of a GenBank genome assembly. Lineage: Eukaryota; Dinophyceae; Suessiales; Symbiodiniaceae.